Messenger RNA from Diabrotica balteata, 764 nucleotides. The record is from the annotation of a GenBank genome assembly. NCBI's taxonomy places the organism in Eukaryota, Metazoa, Arthropoda, Insecta, Coleoptera, Chrysomelidae.
AUGCAGAUGACAUCGCGAUCAUGGCUGAAAGUAUCGACGAUCUUCAAUUCCUUAUAGAUCGAGUCACUAGAGAAUGCUCUAAUAACGGAAUAAGCAUAAAUACAACAAAGAUAAAAUUACUUGUCGUUAGUAAACAAGACCUCGGCGCUAUACAACUAUCAAUAAUGAACCGAUAAUAAAAGUUACCAUAUUAAAUACCUAGGAUGUUGGAUAAACGAAACACGAACUCGGGAUGAAGAAAUUAUAACUCUUAUAGAAAUAGCAAGAGGAGCAUUUAUGAAGCUUAGAUCUAUUCUGCGCAAUUCUCAACUAUACUUACAGCUGAGAAUUAAGUUCCUAAAUAUUAUGUGUAUCCUGUAUUACUGUAAGGAUGUGAAACCUGGAUUAUGAAGGUUAACAUGAUGAAUAAAUUUGAAGCCUUCGAGAUGUGGUUAUAUCAUAGAAUGCUUAGAAUAUCAUGGAUUCAACAUAUUUCAAACAGACAAGUCUUGAACAGAGUAGGUCAAGGUGAAGGUGAAUUAAUAAAGAUGAUAAAAAAGAGCAAACUCGCAUAUCUAGGGCAUAUAAUUAGAGGAAGCAGAUACAGGAUCAUACAGUUGAUACUUAACGGAAAUAUCGACGGAAAAAGAGGAAUUGGUAGAAAGAAAUACUCAUGGCUCCGAAACCUUCGUCAAUGGAUUGGCUUAUCAGCAGAUAAAUUAUUACAUGCCGCACAAGAUCGAGAACGAUAUCGGCAAAUAGUCAUGGAAGCUAGCCAUGCCUAA